AUGUCGGACGUUGGAUGCGUUUGGGGCGGACGAUCGGAUGGAGGAGCUCGACACGGGAACUCCGGGCAAACUUCAGACACGGGGAAGCUCUGGAACACGGCAUUCAUGGGGAUCGCGUUUGGGAUGGGUUCGGCUCGGCGUCUGAAACACGGGGCAAGCGAGAGUGACGACCAUGGUGGCUACCAUCACCUUCACGGUCACAAUGUAGUGCGUGAAUCUGCUUUCAACUUCGCCGUGGUGAAAGCUCACCUAGAUACCUAUCGACGCGGUUUGUUCGUUGGUUGGAAAGCAGACAACCAGGGAAGAAGGCAUCUCGCCCAAGCGGCGAUAGAGGCGCAGGCUGGCAAUGCUGGCGAAGAAAGAGAAGACUGGGAGUUGCAGUCUGGUAUCUACAUGCAGGUGUCGGGUGUUCUAGCUCGCGUUCGGUGGCCAACCUGGGCAUCGGUCUACGGUUGA
Molecule: messenger RNA, 456 nt
Organism: Phytophthora sojae
Lineage: Eukaryota; Oomycota; Peronosporomycetes; Peronosporales; Peronosporaceae
Exons: 2
Coding region: 1-456 (151 amino acids)
Source: RefSeq, a predicted model, not a curated record